AUGACAGCUACUACUCCAUUGGCCCUUACCACUACCUUCUCACCACCGCCAGAAUGUACCACCGACACAUGGUACAUUGAGUAUGUAACAGGCGAAUACUACUACACCACUUCGAUUUCAAACAGCCUCGAGGGCUGGUAUCUCAGCCAGGGGCCGACGGACUGGAGAAGCUGUUUCCCCUCCGGAUAUGAGGCAAAGACCGAUUUUUACUACUCACCAGGCGUGUGUCCAUCAGGCUAUUCCAUAGCCAGCUCGUCGGUUCUUAGUAUUGGAGUUAGUUCAGAGACCCGGGCAACCUGCUGUCCAUCGAGCUUCACUGCCCAAACGGAUGACGGUAUGGUGUGGUACUCGACCAACCGAUGCUUUUCGGGUAAUACCGAUACGGCCCAUGCAUGGACUUUCACCAAAGGGGGAACGAUAUCUAGCAAAACAACCGCUGGUGGACUGAAUGCCAAGGCGGUUUUUAUUCGAUGGCAAGAAACCGACUUCCAGACGCCGGCUACCACCACCGCCACCACCACAGACUCGACCGCGACCAGCACGGGAUCGAGCCUAGGACCAUCGGCUACGGCGACAACCGCGGCCGCGGCCGCUGACCAGAGUAGCGAUUCAUCGCAAGGAGGGUCUUCAAAGGCAUGGAUUGCUGGGCCAGUCAUCGGAGCUGUGGUUGCGUGUGCUUUGAUCGCGCUCGCCACCACAUGGUAUAAUCGGCGACGCUGGCAUCAAAAAGGUUCUACGGGAUCCUAUUAUUCGCCACAACGUCCGCAUCAUAUGGCAGAACUUUACCAAGAACCCAAGGUGGUUGAAGCCCCAUCCGGGGCCAUUCAGCCAGGACCAAUCGAACUUCCUGCCGCACACCAUCGAUGA
Molecule: messenger RNA, 867 nt
Organism: Penicillium waksmanii
Lineage: Eukaryota; Fungi; Ascomycota; Eurotiomycetes; Eurotiales; Aspergillaceae
Exons: 2
Coding region: 1-867 (288 amino acids)
Source: RefSeq, a predicted model, not a curated record